Mycena indigotica is the source of this 1050-nucleotide messenger RNA. Its product is annotated as 1-acylglycerol-3-phosphate o-acyltransferase. Gene Ontology annotation, cellular component: membrane; endoplasmic reticulum. Gene Ontology annotation, biological process: phosphatidic acid biosynthetic process. The record is from RefSeq and is a predicted model, not a curated record. The transcript is spliced from 3 exons. The coding region runs from base 10 to 1050 and encodes 346 amino acids. Gene Ontology annotation, molecular function: 1-acylglycerol-3-phosphate O-acyltransferase activity. Lineage: Eukaryota; Fungi; Basidiomycota; Agaricomycetes; Agaricales; Mycenaceae.
UCUCCCUUCAUGGCGAUGUUGCUUUCCCUACUGGCGUACGCGUCUGUUCCACUAAUCGCCCUCCAAUACAUUCCUUCCGGCCGGAAUUUGACUCGCAGGGUCGCGUAUGUGGUUUCUAUGAGCCUUUGUGGGUUAAUGGGCCUGCCCUACCUUGUGGUCAUGUUACCCGUGGGGCAACGGUACAGCGUCCAUUGGGCUGUCGCGCGGACUUUCUACUAUGUUGCUGGCGCAAUCUUCGGUCUACGUGUCGAAAUAGAAGGGGAGGAAUACUUGCGGGACACAAACGAUGGCGGGGCGUUACCGGCAAUUCUAAUGGCAAACCACCAGAGCAUGCUCGAUAUACUCCCUGUUGGAGGAACGAUGCCGAAGCGAGCCUCCAUCAUGUCGAAAAAAUCCUUGCAGUAUACGCCGUUGGGUCCCUUCAUGUUGCUCUCCGGGGCCGUAUUCGUCGAUCGGGGCAACUCCGCAAGCGCGUUGCGCUCCCUGGACUUGGCCGUGCAAAAAAUGCGGGAGAACCGACUUUCCCUUUGGCUAUUUCCCGAAGGGACCCGACAUAGCACUGAAGCGCCGACCCUGCUUCCGUUCAAGAAAGGCGGCUUCCAUCUUGCCAUCCAGUCCGGCUUGCCCAUUAUUCCGGUCGUGUUUGAGAACUACUGGCAUCUUUACCACAAGGGCGUGUUCGACAGCGGUGUUAUUCGUGUUAAAGUUCUCCCACCCAUAAAAACAACUGGGCUCACUGUUGCCGACAUUCCCGAUCUCUGCACUCGUGUUAGAGAGCAGAUGCUCACCACACUUAUCGACAUCUCUCGGAAAGUUCCAUCUCCUUCGCAAGAGGCCAAGGACUCAACCUCAUCGACGUUAAUCACUGGGCAACCCGACGAUGCAGCUGUUGACGCAGCUAACGCCCCGAAAGACGCGACACCGACUGUGCCUGUUGUUCCCAGUCACGAGUCUUUGGCAAGUCUCGUUAGCGGUAGCAAUACCACUGCGUCAACUGGCGGUGGUGAGACGGAGGAUGAAGAUAUGGUUGUGGUCAAGCGACCCAACUAG